AUGCUUUCAAGAACAAUCACUAAUGUCGUGCGUUCACCUGUGGUAGGAGUUUACGGAAUGAACUGCAUUCGUCCUCAAAUGGCAAGAAACUACGCUACUUUAAAGGAAGUGGAGACUCGUUUGAAAUCUAUCAAGAAUAUCGAAAAGAUUACCAAAACAAUGAAAAUUGUUGCUUCUACAAGAUUGGGUAAGGCACAAAAGGCUAAAGCGACCGCUAAUAAAGUUGACGAGGCAGAUCAACAAUUCUAUAAGAAUGCAGAAACUAAAUCAUUAGUCAGUGAAGACGCACAAGAACCUCCAAAGGAAUUGCUUAUUGCAAUUACUUCCGACAAAGGUUUAUGUGGGUCCAUUCAUUCUCAAUUAGCAAAAAGUGUCAGAAGACAUUUAGUCAAUGCGCCUAACGCAGAUAUUGUUGUCAUUGGAGAUAAGAUUAAGAUGCAAUUACUAAGAAGUAACCCUGAUAAUAUUAAGUUGGCGUUCAAUGGUGUCGGUAAAGAUGCUCCAACGUUCCAAGAAUCAGCCUCUAUAGUUGACAAAAUUUUGAGUGAAUUUGAUACUCGUUCAUAUCCAAAGAUAUCAAUCUAUUUCAACGACCCAAUUAGUUCGUUAUCGUUCGAAUGUAUGCACAAGCCCCUUUUCAAUCCGGAAGCCAUUGAAAAGUCACCUGCAUAUGGUAAAUUUGAUAUUGAUAAUGACGCAAACGUUUCAGCUGAUUUAUUUGAAUAUACUUUUACAACUCAAAUCUUUACUGCCAUGGCAAAGGGACAUGCAGCUGAGAUUUCAGCUAGAAGAACUGCAAUGGAUAAUGCAUCUAAGAAUGCAGGGGAUAUGAUCACAAGAUAUUCUAUUCUAUACAAUAGAACAAGACAAGCUGUUAUCACUAAUGAAUUGGUCGAUAUUAUUACCGGUGCCUCCACAUUGGAUUAA
Messenger RNA from Naumovozyma castellii, 927 nucleotides. It is a transcript of the gene ATP3, whose product is annotated as F1F0 ATP synthase subunit gamma. NCBI's taxonomy places the organism in Eukaryota, Fungi, Ascomycota, Saccharomycetes, Saccharomycetales, Saccharomycetaceae. The record is from RefSeq and is a predicted model, not a curated record. The transcript has a single exon. The coding region runs from base 1 to 927 and encodes 308 amino acids.